Cynara cardunculus var. scolymus (artichoke) is the source of this 789-nucleotide messenger RNA. RefSeq lists its product as uncharacterized. The coding region runs from base 1 to 789 and encodes 262 amino acids. The record is from RefSeq and is a predicted model, not a curated record. The transcript has a single exon. NCBI's taxonomy places the organism in Eukaryota, Viridiplantae, Streptophyta, Magnoliopsida, Asterales, Asteraceae.
AUGGUAGGAGGUUCCUCAACCCGAAAGGAGGGAGUACCAAGAGCAAGAGUUAGAGCGUUCCAGAUCACAGCAGAGGAGGCUCGGGAGGAGCCAAAGCUUGUCACUGGUAUAUUUUUCGUGAAUUCUCAUCUUGCACAUAUAUUGUCUGAUUUUGGUUCUACGUAUUCCUUCGUGUCACAUGCCUUUGUUCGCUCUCUCGAAUCUGUUCCUGUACUUUUUGAUAGACUGUUUUCUGCGGAUACCGCUAGUGGAACCCCUUUAGUAGUUGAUAGAGUAUUCAAAGAUUGUACAUUAGUAUUGGAGGAUCAAAACUUCUCAGUAGACUUAAUCCUUAUGGAUAUUCGUGACUUUGAUGUGGUUAUUAGUAUGGAUUGGUUAGUAGCAAAUCGGGCGGAUAUUAUUUGCGUGCAACGAAUGAUCCAAAUACCAGUUAGUGAAGGAGAUUGUGUUUAUGUGUACGGAGAAAAAGGGGUCAGUGACAUCAAGGUAAUUUAUGUACUCAAAACUCGUCGAUAUUUAUCUAAGGGGUGCACUUCUUUCAUGGCAUACGUUUUAGAUGCCACUAAAGAAAAAAACAAGUUGGCCAAGGAUGUACCCGUGAUAUGUGAAUUUCACGAUGUCUUUCCUGAUGAUUUGCCUGGUCUACCACCGGACAGGCAAGUAGAAUUUCGAAUUGACCUUGUGCUAGGUGCUGCACCUAUUGCAUGGACACCCUAUCGUCUUGCCCCGACAGAAAUGAAAGAAAUGAUGAGCCAAUUACAAGGAUUAAUGGAUAAAGGUUUCAUCUGA